CUAAAAACCUGCUCGACCCCGAGUGGGUUCCGAGCGCGGGCUACGUCUACGCCAGCGUGAAGGCCAGAUGGUUCCAGACCAUAUUGGAGCACCUGGCCGACCGAUACGAUGCUGAGAUACAUCCCGCGCAAGCUGUCGAGACCUCCGUUGCGACCUCCACCAUUCCCCGGACUACCCUCCUUCCCAACCCACCAAGCAGCCAAGCUCGCACCUAACACCUCAGCCCAGCGCCGUCUACAAAUGCCAUUCAGACCCGCGCUAUGCUGGCCCACGCGGUUAUUGCGGCGAUGAUUGGUACGAGUGCGAACCGUGCAUGGUGCCCGUCGACGGCGACAAACCCCACAUGAUGAUUACCGUGCUCGAGCCGGCCGUGGCCCCGGAGGGCAACCUGCUCUGGAGCGAGUUCAACGCCAUCAUCGCUCUGCUGGAAUCGCGAAUUCGCAUGGGGCAAUUCACCGACCACCACACCAAGCCUGUAAGACCCUGUCCCAGUUCAACCCCCAAACCAGCCGGCUACUUAACCAACCCAUCCCACACACAGGUCCUGAUUAUCGCCUUCCAACGCGACACACACGCACGCAUCACGCAGGCCCACAUAGACGCCGAGACCAAUAAUGUCGUCAUCCGCCAGUCGCGCCAGCUUGAGCUGGUGGGCGCCCCCGGCGAGCCGCCCGCUGACGCCUACCUUCUCCUGCGCUGGAUGCUCAACUCCCCCGUGGGCGCGACCAAGUACGAGGACGAGGAACUGGCCGGCAAGGGUGAGCGGAAAAAGGACGUAGAAACGGGUAGGGCCGAGUUGCCUAUAGCGCACGAGCUGGUUGCUGUCGAGUCUGCUUCGUAGUCAGGGGCAGCGAUCGAUAGCUGAGAUCAGGGAG
Messenger RNA from Thermothielavioides terrestris NRRL 8126, 875 nucleotides. RefSeq lists its product as uncharacterized. The record is from RefSeq and is a predicted model, not a curated record. The transcript has a single exon. The coding region runs from base 314 to 841 and encodes 175 amino acids. NCBI's taxonomy places the organism in Eukaryota, Fungi, Ascomycota, Sordariomycetes, Sordariales, Chaetomiaceae.